AUGGCAAGUCCCUUACACAGCCUGCCACAUGUGCUCGACCGCAGCCCGGCGAAGUGUUCGCCGGUCAAACCGUCCAGCCCCGACCCUAGCUCAACUAAACCUCUCCUUCGGUCGGGGCCGAAUGGCCGACCCCGCGUCCCGAAGGAGAGGCUUAUGCCAUAA
Molecule: messenger RNA, 162 nt
Organism: Puccinia graminis f. sp. tritici CRL 75-36-700-3
Lineage: Eukaryota; Fungi; Basidiomycota; Pucciniomycetes; Pucciniales; Pucciniaceae
Exons: 1
Coding region: 1-162 (53 amino acids)
Source: RefSeq, a predicted model, not a curated record